This is a messenger RNA of Capsicum annuum, 759 nucleotides long. RefSeq names its product F-box protein CPR1. NCBI's taxonomy places the organism in Eukaryota, Viridiplantae, Streptophyta, Magnoliopsida, Solanales, Solanaceae. The record is from RefSeq and is a predicted model, not a curated record. Gene Ontology annotation, molecular function: protein binding.
AUGUUUGACGUUCUGCCUAAAGUAAUCAGUGAAAUACCUACUUGACUUCCAGUGAAGGCACUGAUGAAAUUCAGAUGUGUAUCAAAAUCAUUCAAAUCCCUUAUCGACAACCCAAAAUUCAUCGAAGCUCACCUCAACCAACAAACAUUGAAACCCAACACAAAUACUAAGCUUAUUCUCAAUGCUCACAACCUUUUGUCGCUUGACUUUAGUUCAAUUUGUAACGGAGCAUCAAACCAACAACCAAUAGAGCUUGAGCAUCCAUUGAAGCAACUCUAUUGUGCAACUCAGGUACUAGGUUGUUUUCGUGGUUUGUUUUUUACAUCCAACAACUUGAAUGAUAAUGUUGCUUUGUGGAAUCUACCCACCAAGAUGUUCCAUAGAUUGCCUAUUCGUCCAGUGAAACCUCCAAGCAGAAUCCCACAGGGACAUGGUAUUGGGUUGGCCGAAAUUUGUGGUGGUUUUGGGUAUGAUGAUUCUGACAAUGAUUAUAAGGUGGUUACAAUACCACAAAGGUAUCACCCAUACGAUCAAGAUCAACCUUCCUUAGUCUCUGAGGUGAUGGUUUAUAGUUUGAAGUUGGGCGUGUGGAAAAAGGUUCAGGAUUAUAAUUACUGGCUGCAUACAGAAAAUAAUGUCACGUUUGCUGGAGGUGCAUUGAACUGGAUAGCAACUAAGAAUCCAUUAUAGGGGAGUUUUUUGAUUCUUGUUGGUUUCAAUUUUGGAAGUGAGAGGUUUGAGGAGAUGCCAUUUCCUUAG